AUGGCGGAGAGGAUGGCGGUAGUUCUACCGCAAGUUGUGUCUUCUGGGCAGAAUGGUUUCAUUAGGAAACGUCAGAUUGUGGAUGAUAUAUUAAUUGGGCAUGAGCUUAUACAUUACCUCAAGAACAAGCGAACGGGUAAGAAAGGCUUUACGGCAUUAAAGGUGGAUAUGGAGAAAGCCUAUGACAGGGUCGAGUGGCCUUUCUUACUGGCAGUUCUUGAAAAGUUGGGUUUUAACCAAGUUUGGGUUCGAUGGGUGCAGGAGUGUAUCUCCACGGCUUCCUUUUCGGUCAUGGUCAAUGGUAGCCCGUCCGGUUUCUUUCGGUCUACGAGAGGGCUUCGGCAGGGGGAUCCUUUAUCGCCUCUACUCUUUGUAAUCUGUACGGAAGGAUUAUCUACCUUGUUGCGUCAGGCUAUUGAUCGGAAGAGACUAGAAGGGGUUCGGGUGAGUCCCCGGACGCCCCGGAUAUCUCAUCUCCUUUUUGCGGAUGAUUCCUACCUAUUUUUGCGCGGGUCUCUUCAGGACUGCCACAACGUUAUGGCGGUACUCCAAGAUUACGAGGCUUUGAGUGGACAAAAGGUUAAUCUGGCUAAAUCAGCUGUCUGUUUUAGUCGGAACAUUGAUGGAGCUGAUCAAGAAGCCAUGGGGAGUUGCCUAGGGAUUGGCGCGAUUGAGGUCCAUGAUAAAUACUUGGGACUCCCUACGUUGGUGGCUAGAUCAAAGUCUGAUACCUUCCGUUUCUUGGAGGAAAAGUUGCUUGAGAGGAUUAAAGGGUGGAAACAGCGCCAUUUGUCGUGGGCGGCGAAGGAGACUCUCCUAAAAGCAGUGGCGGGGGCCUUGCCAGUUCAGGGGAUGUCGUGUUUUAAGUUACCUUUGACCCUUUGUCGGAGGAUGGAUAAGCAUAUGGCUAGAUUCUGUUGA
This is a messenger RNA of Linum trigynum, 921 nucleotides long. Lineage: Eukaryota; Viridiplantae; Streptophyta; Magnoliopsida; Malpighiales; Linaceae. The record is from the annotation of a GenBank genome assembly.